AUGAAUCAAUGUCAAAGCUACGUCACGGCCUCUGAGAUAUGUCAGGCACAUGACCCCAAAAAGCGAAAGUCAAAAAAGAAGGAUCCAAUAUCCUCCAAUCAUUCCUCAAGGAGCAGAGAGGAAAAUUCAUCAAGGAGGGAUAGAAACUACAUGCCGCAUCGUCCGGAACCCCCAUCAGACAUGGGACCUCCACGAUCCAGACAUGUAUAUGUCACGGAAAGAGAGGCUAGGACACGGAAUUUGCUCGACGGAGGUAACGAUUUGAUGUUUAACCAGAACAUGAAAGAAAUAUUCUUCGCCUUGGCCGACGAAGGGAAGCUGUCGAGGUUCAUCAACCGGAAGGAUUAUGACACAAGAGGCAAAGUGGAAAGGAGGCUUUGGAACCAAAAACGCAGAUCCCCGAAAAGAGACGAGGCUAGGCGCGAAAGUUCCAACACGCAGGGAACUAUUAACAUAAUUUUCUGCGGCUACACCGAGGAAUACCCUACCAUCAGCGCCGCAAAACUCAGUGUCCAUACUCUACUCAAAGGACCUCCGAAAACCACCUCAAGUGGGGCAAUCAUUAAAUUCGAUGCCACUACAUCUCAACCGUUGCAGCAGCUACACACUGAUCCUCUAGUGGUUACCCUCAAGAUAGGGCAAAUGAAGGUUAAGCGAAUAUUGGUGGAUACUGGAAGCACGACCGAUCUUAUAACAAUGGAGUGCCUAAGAAAAAUGAAAUUCGAAGAAAAGCACCUGCAACCCCUCGAUAAACCUUCGAUCGAUUUCGGAGGAAAUCAGGUUAUUCCAGUGGGAACAAUCAUACUCUCGGUGCGAGUAGGGGAAAGAAGCGGAAGCAGAACAAUGCCCGUACGUUUCACGGUGGUGGAUCUGACGUUCCCCUACGACGCCAUCAUAGGGCUCCCACUCAUCAACAAGAUCAAAGCGGCAAUCUUACCUCACCAACUCUUGCUACAGCUCGAGCAGGAUGAUGGACAAGUCGGCAUCAUCAAAGGACAUCAAGUAACGGCACGUCAAUGCCUCAUCAACAUCCUGAAACAAGGGACUCUUGUCAUCCCCUCUAAAAGAGAAAGGGAAGAUAUGAGGAGGCUUCACCCGGUGGAACGAUAUGAGGAGGCGGAGAUAUUCGACGGGAAGCAAAUCAAAGUGGGAAAAGAUCUUCCAGACGCAAUCAAGAAAGAUAUCAUGGCCACCAUCGCUGAUUUUCGUGAUAUCUUCGCAUUUUCCAAGGAAGAGAUGUCUGGCCACAAACUUGACAUAAAACCAGGCUACAAGCCCGUGAAGCAAAAGCUACGGCAUCAGGGGAAAGAGAGAAUAGAGGCCGCCAAAAAAGAAGUAGAAAAGUUGUUGAAAGCAGGAUUCAUCCGAGAGUGCAAAUACUCCGAUUGGCUCUCCAACGUCGUUCUCGUCAAGAAAUCAAACGGGAAGUGGAGGAUGUGCGUUGAUUUUACGGAUCUGAACAAGGCAUGUCCUAAAGACGAUUAUCCCCUCCCCAAGAUAGAUCGUCUGGCGGAUUUCACGGUAGGCCACGCCAUAUUGAGCUUCAUGGAUGCUAACGUAGGUUACCAUCAAAUCCCUUUGGCCACAGAAGACCAGCCGCACACCGCAUUCAUUACAAAUGCCGGCGUGUACUACUAUAAAGUCAUGCCCUUUGGGUUAAAAAAUGUCGGAGCCACUUAUCAGAGAAUGGUCAACAAGGUCUUCCAGUCCCAAAUAGGACGAAACUUGGAGUGCGUGUUUGGAGUCACUGGAGGAAAGUGUCUUGGCUUUCUCGUGGACGAGAGAGGGAUCGAAGCAAGCCCAGACAAGAUUCGGGAAAUUCAAAAUAUGAAAUCCCCUAUUUCCGUAAAAGAAGUCCAAAAGCUAAUAGGGUGUGUGGCCGCCUUAGGGAGAAUCCUAUCUAAGUCCGCGGACAAAUGCUUGCCUAUCUUCAAGACCCUUAAACAAAGCAAGUUUGAAUGUACAAGAGAAGCCGAGGAAUCCUUCCACCAGUUAAAAGAGCACCUGUCCUCUUUGCCAAAACUAGUUUCACCCAUCAACGGGGAAGAGCUAGUCUUAUAUGUCUCGGUCUACGAAUACUCACUGUCAAGAGUAUUAGUCGCUGAAAGAGAAAAGAAGCAGUUCCCCGUAUACUACGUAAGUCAUGCCUUUCGAGGCUCGGAGGGAAACUACAGCGAAAUGGAGAAGGUCUUAUUCGCAGUCGUGAUGGCAAGCAGGAAAUUGAAAUCAUACUUCCAAUCCCACCAGGUCACCAUCCGAACCAGCAAACCUUUGAAAAAGAUUUUGGAAGGGAAAAACAAAUCAAGCCGCGUCACAGACUGGGCUAAUACCCUAGCAAAUUUCGGUAUUGAAUACGAGCCUCGAACGGCAAUCAAUGCCCAAGCCUUGGCUGACUUCAUUGCUGAAAGUACCAUCCCUCAUCAUCCCGAAGCCAACCAAGAAUGGAAAUUGUAUGUAGAUGGGUCCUCCACGCAAUCAGCAAGUGAAGCAGGACUUCAAAUUGUAUCUUCCGCAGGGGUUCGCAUGGAAAGGGCAGUCAGAUUCGAAUUUGCGGCAUCUAAUAAUGAUGCAGAAUAUGAAGCACUACUCUUGGGGCUUAAAAUAUACCAUGAAGCCGGGGCUAAAUCCUUAUCCACCUUUUCCGACUCCUAA
Messenger RNA from Amaranthus tricolor (Joseph's coat), 2652 nucleotides. RefSeq lists its product as uncharacterized. The transcript has 3 exons. The record is from RefSeq and is a predicted model, not a curated record. Bases 1 to 2652 code for a protein of 883 amino acids. Gene Ontology annotation, molecular function: RNA-DNA hybrid ribonuclease activity; nucleic acid binding. Lineage: Eukaryota; Viridiplantae; Streptophyta; Magnoliopsida; Caryophyllales; Amaranthaceae.